CAAAACCCCGGAUAUUUUAUUUUGAAAGGAAGAGACCCGGAAGUGAUGUUCUUCACUAUGGCUGACUUGUAACAAAAUAACGUCUAUCUCCUUCAUCUCGCGAAGGAGUCGUUGAUCAAGUAUUGUUUAUCUCCAUCAAUCCUGAUCCACUAGCCUGUGGACGUCUGGAUAAACCUCUGACGGGCUUUCAGCUGCUUAACUUUUUUCGGAAUCUUUUUCCUCAGAAUCAUCUCCCGGUGGGAUGCUAAGCUAUUGGGUUAGCUUAGCAUGCUAGCUGGAAACAGACCGAAGUUAGCAGCACAGCGCCAGUCCGAGUUUAACGAGGGGAAACGUGGCUGUGAUUCAGUGAAGAUGUCUAAAGUCCAAAUGCUGAGAUGUUUAUUGAAGCAGCGAAUCACUGAGGCUGCUGAAGAGAUAUUUGGGCUGUUUGAAAGAACGAUAGCAGAGUACGAGGAGGAAGCUUCUAGAUUAAAAGAGGACAACGAGCGACUGAAGAAACAUCUGCACGCUGUUUUGUACCCUGAAGUCCGCAUGCAAAGAUCAGACCUCCAGAAGCUGUUUGUCCUUGAAGAACAGCAGAAGGAUCCCGAGACUCCCACCAUUAAAGAGGAACAGGAGGACCCAGAGCCCCUGCACAUUAAAGAGGAACAGGAGGAUCCAGAGCUUCAAGGGCUGGAGGAAGCUGACAAUAAGGUCUCAUUCACUCUUCUGAAGAGUGAAGAUGAUGAAGAGGAAGUUCAGUCGUCACAUCUUAAUCUGAGACUAAAUGAACAGAUUAAGACAGAAAGUGAUGGAGAGGACUUUGGAGGACCAACACCAGACAGGAACUCUGGUCCAGACACUGAUGAGAAGAAUGGAGACACUUCUGAACCUGAGACUGAGGAUAGUUAUGAUUGGAAUGAAACCAGAGAACUUCAGUCAGGUUUAAACCAUCAUAAUAAUGAAGAUUCUGUCAAUGAUUCAAGAUGUAGAACAAGUGAGAAACCUUUGUUCUGUUCUGAAUGUAAGAAACCCUUUGGCUGCAUUAAAAAGCUGAAGAGACACAUGAUGACCCACACGACAGAGAAACCUUUCAGCUGCUCAGAGUGUGGUAAAUGUUUUACUCAAAAUGGAAGUCUGAAGAGACACAUCAGACGGCACGCAGGGAAGAAACCUUUCAGCUGCUCAGAGUGUGGUAAAUGUUUUACUCAAAAUGGAAGUCUGAAGAGACACAUCAGACGGCACGCAGGGAAGAAACCUUUCAGCUGCUCAGAGUGUGGUAAAUGUUUUACUCAAAAUGGAAGUCUGAAGAGACACAUCAGACGGCACGCAGGGAAGAAACCUUUCUGCUGCUCAGAGUGUGGUAAAUGUUUCAGUACAAGUGGAGAACUGAAAAGACACAUGACAUGUCACACGGGGGAGAAACCUUUCAGCUGCUCACAGUGUAGUAAAUGUUUCAGUGCAAGUGCAGAACUGAAGAGACACAUGAGGUGUCACACAGGGGAGAAACCCUUUAGCUGCUCAGAGUGCGGUAAAUGUUUCACCAUAAGUGGAAAUCUAAAGACUCACAUGAGAUGUCACACAGGGGAGAAACCCUUCAGCUGCUCCGAGUGUGGUAAAUGUUUCACUGUAAAUGGAAGCCUUAAGACUCACAUGAGAUGUCACACAGGAGAGAAACCCUUCAGCUGCUCCGAGUGUGGUAAACGGUUCAUUAUAAGAGGACAUCUGAAGACACACAUGAGAUGUCACACAGGGGAGAAACCUUUCAGUUGCUCAGAGUGUGGUAAAUGUUUCACUGUACGUGGAAAUCUGAAUACACACAUGAGAUAUCAUAUGGGGGAAAAACCUUUCAGAUGUUUAGACUGUGGUAAAUGUUUCACUCAAAGUGGAAGUUUAAAGUCUCAUAUGAGAUGUCACACAGGGGAGAAACAAUUUUCUCCCCUGUGUUUAAUGCAACCAAAUGUUUCCUUGCAUUCAGAACGGGUCAGAACAACAGACUAUGUUAUACUAAUGCAGAUGACACAUAAAUCUACAUAACUAUAUCCAAACCAGGGGCUGGAUAACUACAUUGAACAUAUCAACAACUAGAUUGGUCAAAACCAUCUCCAAUUAAGCAGAAGUAAUGAUUUUUUCUAACCAAGAUGAACCAUUAAAAGUCAGUGCUGAGCUUCAAUCACCGAUGUUAAAAAUAACAAACCAGGCCAGAAAUGUGUAAUUAUUAGGGCCGGGACUUUAGCGCGUUAAUUACGAUUAAUUAAUUACAAUGUGAAUUAAGAUUAAUUAAUUACACAAAAAAUAACACAUUAAACAUUUUUUACGCAUUUUUACACUUAUUUGCACCACGGAACGUUUCUCACUGGAUGAGUUUCGGAGGACCAAUUAUACUGGAGCACCAACUAGUGUUCAUGACUUCAGACAACAACAAACCACAGUGAACAUGAAACGAAGAAGCUGACGAGACCGUGUCGGGUGGCCCCGUGAAUGGGAAAUCUUAUUAUAAUAAACACACGGAUGGAAGCGUCGAUAAGAGCGUGGUUGUGUGCAAGCUAUGCAACAAGGAAUUCACAUCAAGUAUCACCUCAACGCAAAACAAUUAGCAGCUAGCGUGGACGUUAGCCCGACUACGAGUACAAGGACCCACACCCAACCCACACUGCACCAGAUGACUGGUUUAAGGACCAGGAUAACUAAGUCCACGUCUGAAAAAAUAACCAAUGUUCUGAAUGUACUUGAAAGUAUUGGUCUACUUAAAAAAACAUAGUUUACAGAAGGUCUACCUACCUAUAUGCUACCUGAAUUUCUGAAAGUACUAUAGUUCUAAAUAUGCUAUUGCUACACUUGUCUGUUGGAAUUGGUUGAACAAAAAUAAAAAUCCAUGUGAAAAAAAUUACUUCUCACUGUUCUCAGGUCAAAUAUUUAUGCAAUUAAAAUGCGAUUCAUUUUGAUUAAUUAAAAAUUAGAUUAAUAUUUUUAAUCGAGUCCCGGCCCUAAUAAUAUAUAUAUUAUAUUGUAUAUAUAUUGACCUUACAUAUAUUUUUUGAUAAUAUUUUUUUACCUAUUAUUUAAAAAAAAAAAUUCUGUGACAUUUUUUGACCCUACAUAUUUUGACUUUUUUCACAAUAUUUUUUUUCCCAUGACAUGACUGGAAUGAUCUUAGAUGGAGCAACCUACACGUCCCUGUCACUAAUGCCAAAUGCCCCAAAUUUCUGUAGUUUAAACCUUAUCUGGAUUCAACCCUCAAGGGACAUGGUGGCUCUAGUUUUGGGUAACUGACAUUUAUAAAAAAUCAUAAUGGGAUAUUGCCCCAGAGACGGAUUGGUGCAUUUUGGAGGAUCAACCAUGCUAUUCAUCCUUCCUGCAUUGGUAAAGGCACAAGUGAGUUGAAUUUAAAUGUAACAGAGAAUUGGAGGGUGGAUGCACUAAAAAGGGUAAACAAAUCUACACCCUGUGCCAGACUGUCAGUUUAAGGUUGUCCACAGGAUGCCCUGAAUUAGACAAACAUAUGAUUGUCUUGAAAAAUGCCCUCAGAGGCUGUAAUAAGUUUCAUGUCAGUGUGACCACUGAAUGAGACACAUCUGCUCAUCUUUACUGACUCAUCCGGCCUUCUCUCCCGUCAAAAAGGUGGAUCCCUAUAGGCUAUGUAGCAUGGCUAAUAAGUAAUAAAAGCUUAAUUAGCAAUUAACAUCAAAUUUAGUCAAUUCAUCAUCAUUCAAAAGAUUCUUCAUCAUUCUUGACAAUGCCAUCAUAACUCAAGUGAACGCGCCUUGUGUUUCUGCAUAACCCCCAGGGUCCACUUCUCUGAAACAACCAGUGGGGACAAUGCCCCCACAACUACCUCCGCGGUAGUGCGCUCAAGACUUGGCAGCAGUGGGAUUUGAACCCGCUGGUGCUUACAGAGGCUUUUGGCCCCUGCACUCACCCCUACACCACCAGUCCUGGUCACAUUUUGGCAACUUUGAUUCUCCUAUUUAACCUUGAGCAUGUGAGUUAAACUUUAAAACUCUUUUAAAUGCUAUUUCCACAUCUGGACCUGAACCCACAACCUUCAAGUGCAGUGCAGGCUUAUGGAAGCAGCUCUUCUGCUGUGCUACUUCACCACACACUAACCAACCCUUUGUUUCUCGUAUAUAACCUUGAGACUGCUACUCAAACCUCAAAACUCUUUCAAAGCAGAAGUGAUGU
This is a messenger RNA of Pungitius pungitius (ninespine stickleback), 4161 nucleotides long. Its product is annotated as gastrula zinc finger protein XlCGF57.1-like. Gene Ontology annotation, molecular function: RNA polymerase II cis-regulatory region sequence-specific DNA binding; DNA-binding transcription factor activity, RNA polymerase II-specific. The record is from RefSeq and is a predicted model, not a curated record. Gene Ontology annotation, cellular component: nucleus. NCBI's taxonomy places the organism in Eukaryota, Metazoa, Chordata, Actinopteri, Perciformes, Gasterosteidae. Gene Ontology annotation, biological process: regulation of transcription by RNA polymerase II. The coding region runs from base 268 to 2016 and encodes 582 amino acids. The transcript is spliced from 2 exons.